UUUUAAAAGAUCAUGGAAGCCCAGCUGGUGGCCCAGAGGCUGCUGUUUCCCAAUGUCACGGAGUUUAACGCCUCCCGGCAGUGUAACGGGACGCCUGGCUGCGACUACACCAACGGUGGCGAGGGAGAGGACGCAGAAUUCUACAGCGUGAGCCUGUUCCUGUCCUGUGUGUACACGGUGUUCCUGUUCCCCGUGGGGUUCAUCGGCAACAGCCUGAUCCUGGUGGUCAACCUGGACCAGCAUGAGAAGAUGACCAUCCCGGACCUGUACUUUGUCAACCUGGCCGCGGCUGACCUGAUCCUCGUGGCCGACUCCCUCAUCGAAGUCUUCAACCUGAACGACAGGUAUUACGACAUCGCCGUGCUCUGUACCUUCAUGUCCCUCUUCCUGCAGAUCAACAUGUACAGCAGCAUCUUCUUCCUGACCUGGAUGAGCUUCGACCGUUACCUGGCGUUGGCCUGGGCAGCGAAGCCCUCGGGCCCCCUGAGGACCAUGCGACACGCCCGGUGGAGCUGCGGGCUGAUCUGGCUGGCGGCCGUGUUGGCGGCUCUCGGGCCCUUCGCCGUGGUUCAGGCCAGCCACGCGGACGAGCCCACCUUCUGCUUUGCCGACGUGCCCGAGAUCCAGUGGAUGGAGGUGACGCUGGGCUUUGUGCUGCCCUUUUCGGUCAUCGGCCUGUGCUACUCGCUGACCGUCCGUGUGCUGGUCAGGGCGCAGAAGCACAGGCGGCUCUGGCCGCGGCGACAGAGGGCCCUGCGCAUGAUCGCGGUGGUGGUGCUCGUGUUCUUUGUCUGUUGGCUGCCGGAAAACAUCUUCAUCAGCUUCCGGCUCCUGCAGGGACAGCAGCGGCCCUCGGAGGCCCUCGGCUCGCAGGGGCCUGGCUAUCCAGAGCCCGCCGGCCGCUACCACCCGCUGGUCCAUCACGUGGUCACCCUGGCGGCCUUCUCCAACAGCUGCCUGAACCCCAUCAUCUACAGCUUCCUGGGCGAGACCUUCAGGGACAAGCUACGGCUGUAUGUGAAGAGGAAGGCCAGCGCCUCCGCGCUGUACCGGCUCUGCAGCAGCACGCUGAGCUGGAAUGUUCCAGGGAACGCCGAGGAGUCCGACGCCAGAGAGGUGCGGGUCCUCACGCACUUCCCGCGGUGAAAGGGCUUGGUAGACGUCCUCUCCCUUGACGAGGGUGAAAGGCACCACCACGUCAAUCAAUUAAUCAUUGAUUGUUAUCAAUCUUCCCCUCCACCAGAACCACGGUAUGGAGUGGUGUUCUAAAUUGUAGCACAAACAAACAAACAAACAAUGCUUCGUUCAGUGGAACAACAAAAAUAC
Callorhinchus milii (elephant shark) is the source of this 1326-nucleotide messenger RNA. Its product is annotated as G-protein coupled estrogen receptor 1-like. The transcript has a single exon. Gene Ontology annotation, cellular component: membrane. NCBI's taxonomy places the organism in Eukaryota, Metazoa, Chordata, Chondrichthyes, Chimaeriformes, Callorhinchidae. The record is from RefSeq and is a predicted model, not a curated record. Gene Ontology annotation, biological process: G protein-coupled receptor signaling pathway. Gene Ontology annotation, molecular function: G protein-coupled receptor activity. The coding region runs from base 13 to 1146 and encodes 377 amino acids.